Lampris incognitus (smalleye Pacific opah) is the source of this 4613-nucleotide messenger RNA. It is a transcript of the gene plekhh2, whose product is annotated as pleckstrin homology domain containing, family H (with MyTH4 domain) member 2. Gene Ontology annotation, cellular component: cytoskeleton; cytoplasm. The record is from RefSeq and is a predicted model, not a curated record. Gene Ontology annotation, molecular function: actin binding. Lineage: Eukaryota; Metazoa; Chordata; Actinopteri; Lampriformes; Lampridae. Gene Ontology annotation, biological process: negative regulation of actin filament depolymerization.
GUCGUUUUCUUACUCAUACAUUAGGAUAUUGCCGGUGGAAUAAUAAGGGCUCUAUGGAUAUUGGACUAGACAUGAAGUAAUAUCCCUCACACCGCUUGCUUUCUUCUAAAAUAUUACCCAGGGGACUUGAGGCUUCAGGACCAGGCAAUAUGGCGGAGGGGGAGGAGGCCAUGGCCCAGGAGGACUGGAAGGAGAAGUGUUUGGUCUUGGAAGCCCUGCUCAUGAAGUUUCGAGUGCAGAUCAUCAAAAUACGUGAACUCACAGCGGACAAGAUCCAGCAGCUGGAAACACAGGUGAUUGAUGCCGAGAAACAAGCCUUCAAAGCUCACCAGCAGGUGCAAUGGAUGGAGGAGAAACUGAAGGCUGCAGACGGCCAGUCCGGAGACUCGGAGCUGCGUCUGAUCGGGGCGUGUCAGGACCUGCAGAGCCUCGUGCAGGAGAGAGAGGAGGCCAUCGUGCUGCUCGAGCAGCAGCUCGAGGAGCAGAAACAAAACCGCCUCCAGGAUGCCAAAACAGUGGAGGAGAAAGCCGCCAAGAUCAAGGAAUGGGUGAUGCUGAAGCUAUCAGAGUUUGAGGUGGAGAAUGCUGCGUUGAGAGAGACCAAUAAGCAUCAGGAAGCUCAAAUCCUGGAGUUACAGAAACAAGUGCAGGUCCUGGAGCAGAGAUGCAGUGCAGAAGGUGGUGGAGGGGGGGUCCUAUCCAGGCCAGGGGAGGCCCAGCGACUGAGCAGCCUGACCUUUGGCUGUUUCCAGGUUAGAGGGAAGAGCCCACAGGUCUUAACUGGACCAGUGCCCUCCAAAAGGACCCUCAGCACCCAGCCAGAGGCGGAGGUGGAGGACAGAGAGAAAACUGAGAGGAGCAGUAAGCAGACUGCAGUCAGUUCAGGGACAGACAAUGGUGUCCAGAGACCGUCAGACAAUUCCCUGGAGGACGACAGAGUGAGAUGUGAAAACACUUGUGACAAAGCGGCGGGGGCCGAGUCUCGCAGCGUGUCCUCCAUGCUUUCGAGCGCCGCGUCGGAGGGGGAGGGAGGGGGAGGGUGUGAAGUUGACGGUGUGUGUGCGCUCCAGUACAGUCGCCCCAGCAGUGAGACGUACCUGACGGCCUCUGACGACAGCAGCUCCCUGUUUGACGACGACAUGCAGCGAACAGAACACCCCAGCUUCAGCCUACCCGGGUCUACCGACGGCUGUCCAAAGGGGAACAAGGAGGGCGCCAAGGGCCAUCAUCUGGAGGACUGCACCUCAGAGGAGCUCAACAAAUGUUUCCAGUCCCAGAGGCUUGACUCCUCAUCCUCCUCUAGCGAACCCAACACCCCGAGUCCCAUCCUCACACCGGCCCCCAUCCCCAAACGGCCUAACCCGCCCCAGGACCCCAGAGACACUCUCGCCUCCCCCAAACAGCCCCGGCUACGGCUCCCUGCAGGGUUCGGGGUGAUGAACGUAUCCCUGGUCAAAAAGCACCUCAGCCAGCCGCCAAUCAGCAUGGAGGCAGCACAUGGAGGACGCACACGCAACGCCCUAAGCAUGCUCCGCCCUCUCCAGCCCCAGGAGACUGACCUGGACCAGGAACAGGAUGUUGGAAUGGAAACGGGUAGAGACACACUUCCGCAGGUCCCCAACCUGCAAGCUUUGCCCACUUCGUUAUCCAAGCAAGAGUCAUCUGGCACAGAGGAGAUCCCAGAAAGUCCGGACUCUGCCAACACACUGCCUGGCAGCAAACCCCCCACCCCUCCUCUACACAGACUACCCUCCUGGGAAAGUCGAAUCUACGCUGUGGCUAAGUCAGGAAUCAGACUGUCUGAGACCUCCUGCACAGACCCUGCUAGCAAAGAUCCUUCCCUCCAGUCCUCCUACCCUGCUUUUUUGAUGUACACAUCCCUCAUCUAUAAUCACAUGACUACACCGGUCUACACUACUCUGAAGGGGAAGGCCACUCUGCUGAGCAGUAGUCCGUUUUCAGAGGAGUCCUCCAGCUCCGAGGAGUCAUCCAGUUCAGGGGAAGAGGAGGGCUCUUUCUGCAGCUCUCACACAUCUGGCUCCAGCUCCCGCAAGGACAGCAGCCCGGGGAGCCCACGCUCCCUCAAGAGAGCCGUGUCCAUGUCUUCCAUGACAUCCGAGAGCGACUACGCCAUCCCUCCCGAUGCCUACUCCACCGACACGGAGUGCUCCGAACCGGAGCAGAAGCUCCCCAAGACCUGCUCCUCCGCCAGCGACAACGGAAAGAGUGAACCGAUGGAGAAAUCGGGCUACCUGCUCAAGAUGGUGAAGACCUGGAAGAAAACCUGGAAGAGACGCUGGUUUGUCCUCAAGGAUGGAGAGCUGCUCUACUACAAGUCACCGAGCGACGUCAUCAGGAGACCUCAGGGCCAGAUUGAGGUUAAUGCCACCAGCAGCAUUGCCCGCGGUGAUGGGAAACAAGUGCUUCAGGUAGUGACGGGGAAGCGUGUGUACUACCUAAAAGCAGACUCGCCUAACCUCCUGGAGGAGUGGCUGAGGGUGCUGCAGAGCGUGCUGAGGGUCAAAGCCGCCAGCCCUCUCUUCACUCAGCCCAACAUCCGCCCCAGCAUGAAGGGACAACUCGUCAAGGUGAAACACGGCUACUCUAAGCGGGUAUGGUGUGCCCUGAUCGGUAAAACGCUGUACUAUUUCCGCAGCCAAGAGGACAAGUUCCCGCUGGGUCAGAUUAAGCUGUGGGAGGCGCGGGUGGAGGAGGUGGACCGGUCUCGUGACUCCGAUGAGGACCUGAAGACAUGUGGGCAGGGCCUGCAGGCCACGUCCUAUACCAUCGCCGUCCAUCCGCAGCAGCAAGGCCCCACCUACCUCCUCAUCGAAUCGCAGCAUGAGAAGGAGUCGUGGAUGUACCACCUGUCUGUGGCAGCAGGCACCACGGUGGGUAAGAUUGGCACUGAGUUCGAACAGCUGGUGGGCAAACUAUUUCAGCUGGACGGAGACCCAAAUUCUCAGAUCUGGAGGCAUCCUAUGUUGUGUUUCAGUAAGGAUGCUCUGCCAUCUCCUCUCACAACCCUGCCUUCACAAGCCCUGCAAACAGAGGCCAUUAAACUCUUUAAGACCUGUCAACUCUUUAUCAACGUGGCUAUUGAUGCUCCGGCAAUUGACUACCACGUGUCCCUGGCCCAGAGUGCAUUGCAGGUGUGCCUGGCCCACCCUGAGCUUCAGAAUGAGUUCUACUGCCAGCUUAUCAAACAGACCCGCAAGAGACAGCCUGCAGGCCAGCCAGGGCCCCUGCAGGGCUGGCAGUUCCUGGCUCUGUGUGUCGGGCUUUUUCUUCCGCAGCAUCCGUUUCUCUGGCUGCUCCAAGUGCACCUUAAAAGACACGGAGAAUCCAGGACUGAGGUGGGGAAGUACGCCAUCUACUGCCAGCGGUCCCUGGAGCGUGCGCAGCAGAAGGGGGAGAGGCAGGCCAGGCCGUCCCGCAUGGAGAUCCUGUCCAUCCUUCUGAGGAACCCUUAUCACCACUCACUGCCCUUCAGUGUCCCCGUACACUUUCUCAAUAACACCUACCAGGUGGUGAGCUUUGAUGCGUCGACCACGGUGGAGGAAUUUCAGUGUCGUCUCAACCAGGAUACUGCUAUAAGGAAAAUGAGCCAAUCAGGAUUCAGCCUGUACACGGACGACCCUACCGGCCGAGAGCUGGAGCACUGCCUGCAGGGAGGCAUCAAGAUUUGUGACAUCAUCGCCAAAUGGGAGCAAGCCUCCAAAGAGCAUCACACGGGCAAGUCUGAGAACACAAGGACUGUCCGCCUUACCUACAAGAACAGGCUGUACUUUUCCCUCCAGGUGAGGGGGGAGUUGGAGAGGGAAAGGUUGCUUCUGGCCUACCAGACCAACGAGGCCAUUGUAGCCGGCCAUUUUCCGGUCAACAAGGAACUGGCUCUGGAGAUGGCUGCCCUGCUGGCACAGGUGGAGUUUGGGGAUUUCGAACGUCCAUUCUCCUCACCUGGGUCAGCUCAGACCAAGUCCAGCCAGACUCUGAAACAGGUUCUGGAAAGGUUUUACCCCAAACACUACCGUCGGAGCACGUCAGAGGACCAGUUCAGACAGGUGCUUCAGCGUCUUUCCACCCGUUGGGCCUCCCUCAGGGGUCGAAGUUCACCGGAGUGUGUCAGGAUCUAUUUGACCGUAGCCAGGAAGUGGCCUUUCUUCGGUGCCAAACUCUUUGAGGCAGAGUCCAUCACUUCCUCUCCAGAGCAGGGUGCACGUGUGUGGCUGGCAGUGUAUGAGGACGGCAUCAGUGUGCUGGAGCAUAACUCUAUCAAACUGCUGGUGUCUCAUCCAUACAAGAACCUGAUGACAUUCGGUGGCUGCAGACAGGAUUUCAUGCUGGUGGUGGGACAGAGCAUUGGUACAAAUGCCACGAAAGACAAACCCACAGAGAAGCAUCUCUUUGCUAUGUCAGCGUCCAAGAUCAGAGAGAUUACCCUCCUCAUCUCCAGUUACAUCAACAGCGCACAUCAGCAGAAGGCCGCCGCCCACCACCUCUCUGCCCCCGCCCUAAUGGUGGCUCAACCUGUCAAUUUAAAGAGCAAAGAACUCAGGAGCAAAUCACCGCCAGCGACAGGUAGACCCAGCAAGACACCUACUCUGCUGUGA